AUGAUUGUAGGCCCCAUACAAUUAAUUAUAGGAUUUGCUCUUCAAAGUCCUGUACUUAUCUGGCGGGAUUUACAUGGAGCAAUAUGGACUAUAAGUAUUUCCUAUGGAUUUCCUCUUUUGGCUUUAUUAUUUAUAUAUAUUCGUAUAACAAUAUUUCUUUAUCGUCAAUCAACUGUUCAAACACUUAUAAUACAACGUCGACAACAACGUGAUUUACUUGUUAUUAAACGAAUUGGAAUUACUGUUAGUAUGUUGAUUAUUUUUGGAUUGCCGAAUUUGGUAUUUUUAAUACUAACAUCGAUGACAGAUGUUGAAUAUGCACUUACUUAUCGUAUUCAAUGGUUUAUUGGUAGUUUAUCCAUGACAGGAUUAAGCAUAACAAAUGUGGUUUUGACACCUCAAUUAAAAAGGAUUGUAAUGAACAGAUGGAAAAGAAAUCGAGUAGGAAUUCAAAAUACAAAUACAACUCCACAGAGAAUUGUUGCUACUGGUCAACAAACUACUCAAUGUUUCCAACCAAGAUAUUGA
This is a messenger RNA of Rotaria sp. Silwood2, 528 nucleotides long. The record is from the annotation of a GenBank genome assembly. Lineage: Eukaryota; Metazoa; Rotifera; Eurotatoria; Philodinida; Philodinidae.